This is a messenger RNA of Fusarium subglutinans, 801 nucleotides long. RefSeq lists its product as uncharacterized. Lineage: Eukaryota; Fungi; Ascomycota; Sordariomycetes; Hypocreales; Nectriaceae. The coding region runs from base 1 to 801 and encodes 266 amino acids. The transcript has a single exon. The record is from RefSeq and is a predicted model, not a curated record.
AUGGGUCAGCAAGCGAAGAAGAGGAAGCACCAGGAAGUCUCGGCGGAAAAUGGGCGUUAUGGUCCGUAUGGCACAGGCGAAAAUACCUCCUCAAGAUUCUCAGAUUGGUUCGAACUCUUUUCAGUCCUUCGGACUCGUGUCGGACGCAAAAGGUUCAAGCGCCAUAGUUCAUGGCACAAGGGAGAGGAAGAAGAAAGGACACGACUAUCUUCGACCUGUAUCGAAACAUAUUCGAUCCUGAGGCCGAGACUUCUUGGUGGAGGUGAAGAAGAAUUCUUGUCUAGACAUGGUAGGGCACCAAAAUAUACGUCGAACGAGGCGGAAGAAUCCGCUGACAUCGACCAAAAGCAUGCCUGUAGCUUCGACCAGAUCCUUGAUAGUUUCAAUCCAAAGACGGCUUCAGAAACAACAACGGCUUCGGAAUUCCCUGAACCCGUUGUGUCGCAUGAUUGGAACACAAACAGAGCGUUCAGCAUCGACGAGGUCAAUGCUGCCGCCGCUGUCCUUACCCUUGUCUCUGACAUUUGCAGACGUUGUGGAAGACUGUCUACUGAAGACCAAGUCAUACUGCGUGAUACCUUGAAAGGGAUGCCAUACCUCUUGACACCUAUAGGAAGGAAAAACGAACCCGAACAGGCACUCAUGUUUCAGAUCGAGGUCUACGAGAACCCCGUAUCCUCAAGCUGGGGGCCUAUUGAAAGCUUCGACACUUUGCAAAAUUGGUUGGAAUUGCUUGAGAGGUUUGACAACUGUGCGGAGCUGCAUCCAAGCCAGGGACCAGGAGGUAUGUUGAUAGUGUGA